AUGUCUGAAUGGGACAUCCGUCAGCGCGGUUUCGAGUACAUCCCAACCAGAAACUGGACUUUUCACGAAACCUCCAACUAUCCUAACGCAUGGGGAUUUUUCAUUGGCGGUGGCAACCACGAACUCGGUCGUGAUAUGCUCAAACGGUUUGCUCUUCGUAUGUUGAUUGGCGGAGGAAUCGGCACUUUCGUACGAGCCGAGAAAUUCUAUGAUAUUCCUGAGGCAUACCGACAGUUCCAAAGGGCGCCAAUAGCGCAGGUCAUGAUAUGCAAUACUGUCAUGAAUGUGGUUGGCGAGGGUAUGUUUCCCUUUCGAAUGUGGAGCGCAGACCUCGAAUCAUACAUCAGUCUGAGCCUCAAGGUGCUCGUGGUUGAAGACGAGGACCCGAACACACCGAACGAAUUUCACAUUGACAUGUGGGUGGGCCUUGACAGUUCUCCUUUCAUUGAAACUAUGGCCACAGUCAGUGAUCCUCGAAUGUUCAAGGUCAAUUACAAUUUCAAUGACCGAAAUGCCGAAGAGGAUUUCGUGGAUGUCGGCGCAUGGACUCAAGCGGAAAGAUCAGACCGAGAGUUGAGGCCAAGGACCGACGGUACUAUAGUACAGGCCAUCCGCCAUCAAAGGGUGGUCAUUGAGUGGUUUAAGAGUGGAGAAUUCCAUCGCCUGUUGCAACUUUCCGCGCAGGGAGCCCGACCUCGUAACACUCCUGAAGCUGAACUCGAGGACUUGUACACUGACGAGGAGCUGGAUCGGGCGGUGGAGAGAUAUGUUCAAAACUGGGAGCAUAUUCUUCAGCAGGAUGCUCGGCGACAACUGGAAGGUGGUGACAUCUGA
Molecule: messenger RNA, 834 nt
Organism: Exophiala bonariae
Lineage: Eukaryota; Fungi; Ascomycota; Eurotiomycetes; Chaetothyriales; Herpotrichiellaceae
Exons: 1
Coding region: 1-834 (277 amino acids)
Source: RefSeq, a predicted model, not a curated record